Molecule: messenger RNA, 2406 nt
Organism: Mesorhabditis belari
Lineage: Eukaryota; Metazoa; Nematoda; Chromadorea; Rhabditida; Rhabditidae
Source: the annotation of a GenBank genome assembly
AUGAAUGAAGAGGAUCCAUAUGGCGGUUUUGAUGAGUACGAUCAUGCCUAUGAUGCAGCUACGAUGAUCGAAGAUCGAUCAUUUCAACAAGCUGUCGCUAGAUCGAGUCACGGGAGGAGACCGACAACCACAUCAAAUCCUCGACCACCGUCUUCUUUUGGCACUGGAAGCAUUGUCCCUUCAUCAUAUGGAAGCCGAUCUCGGGCUGGGGGUCGUACAGCGUCUGGGCAACGCAAUGAACCAUCUCGACCGAUGACAGCUGUUCGAGCCGCUGGAUACACCUCAUUUGCUAAUAAAGUUCAAACCGCUGAAGCUGCAAAAGCCACUGAACAAAAGGACGAAAGUGCUGAAGAGAAAUGUCGACAAAUGGAGAAUAAAGUAAUGGAUUUACUGAAAGAAAGCAUCAUGGCCUACGACAAGAAAGAUUAUAAAGCGUCUCUCGAGAAAGCGAAAGAGGCUGGCAGAAAAGAGAGAGCUGCGGUGAGGAUGAGAGAAAGCCUGUCACUCGUGGAGCAACUCAACCUUGACUUGACGUUCACCGUUUUGUUCAAUUUGGCUCAUCAGUACAUGGCAAACGACAUGACAAACGAGGCGCUGAACACCUAUCAAGUGGUUGUAAAGAAUAAAAUGUUCGCUCAUUCCGGCAGACUCAAGGUCAACAUUGGAAAUAUCUAUUUCAAGAAGAAAGAUUACGAGAAAGCGAUCAAAUACUACAGAAUGGCGUUGGACCAAGUGCCGAGUGUGCAAAAGGAAACAAGAAUCAAAAUCCUCAACAAUAUUGGCGUUGCUUUCAUCAAAAUGGGAAAAUACGAUGACGCGGCAAACACUUUUGAGCAUUGUGUUGAGGAGAGAGCUGACUAUUCAACAGCGCUGAAUUUGGUUCUAACCGCUUACUGCUUGGAGGAUGUGGAUCGAAUGAGAGACGCUUUCCAGAGACUUCUUGAUGUACCGCUUGAUAUCGAUGAUGAACCAAAGCCACAAGAUAAAGACGAUGUUCUGAUGUCUCAAGUAUUGAACAGUGACGGAUUGAGACAAUGGGAGAGAAGCAGACGACAAAUAGCCGAAAGAGCUAUUCUCACCGCAGCUCGAGUCAUUUCACCGGCGAUCGCUAGCGACUAUGCUGAGGGGUAUGAGUGGUGUGUGGAAACGAUCAAACAAUCCGUCUACGCUCCACUCGCUACCGAGCUCGAAAUGAGUAAAGCUGCUGAGCUGCUUCGUCAUGGAGAUUUAGAGGCAGCUGCACAAGUCUUGAACGUCUUUCAGAAUAAAGAGCCAAAAAUCGCUGCCGCCGCUGCGAACAAUUUAGCUGUGAUGAAUCUCUUGCAAGGCGAAACGAAACUGAAAGAAGCCGAGGGUUGUGUCGAGCAAUCGCUCAGCCUCGAUCAUUACAACCCGGCCGCACUCGUCAAUCAAGGGAAUAUCCAUUUUCAUCGGAAUGACCUCAAUAAAGCGAUCAUCUCGUACAAGGAGGCGCUGGCAAACGAUUCGACUUGUGUACAGGCUCUCUACAAUCUGGGUCUUGUUCAACGCCAACUGGGCAACGUCGAACAAGCAUUGGAAUGCUUCUUCAAGUUGCACAACAUGCUACUUAAUAAUGUUCAAGUGUUAUGUCAGUUGGCGGCUAUCUAUGAAACACUUGAAGAUACUGCUCAAGCUAUCGAACUCUACAGUCAGGCGAACUCUCUAGCACCAACAGAUCCAGCGAUUCUCCAGCGUUUGGCUUCAAUCUAUGAUGGAGAGGGGGAUAAAGCUCAAGCUUUUCAAUGUCACUAUGAUUCUUAUCGCUAUUUCCCAUCAAAUAUGAAAGUGAUCGAGUGGAUGGGCGCUUAUUACAUUGACGCACAAUUCAGCGAGAAAGCUGUCAACUAUUUUGAGAAAGCCGCAAUCAUGCAACCAAAUGAGAUCAAAUGGCAAUUGAUGAUGGCCUCAUCGCAUCGUCGAGCCGGCAACUAUCAGAAAGCGCUCGAACUCUACCGGAACAUUCAUCGGAAAUUCCCGGCCAACAUUGAGUGCCUCAAAUUCCUCGUUCGAAUCACCACCGAUCUCGGGAUGCCUGAGGCGAAAGAGUACGUUGACAAGCUGGAAAAAGCUGAGAAGGUCCGCCAGCUCCGAAUGCAACGCGACGCCGACUCGAGUCAAGGUAAACGAUCGGCUCACUCGGCGCAAAGUCUACCCGUUCCAGCUGCGGAUCGUCCCACUUCUCGUUCAUCUCUUCGAAUGAACAGCGCGCAACCGUUUGUCUUUGAUGAAACGAAUCCUGAAUAUCGACCGAUGACAAAGGAUCCCAAAGAUCUCGAUUUCUCCUAUCUUGAUCCAUUAGGACCGACGGCUGCUCGGCCAAAAACUGGCGCUCGCCGCACGAAAGAAGACAGUUUUGAUGAAUUUGAUGAUCGUUUGCUACCACAA